AUGACAAAAGAGCCUGAAUCGCCACCCGACGAUGUCAAGGUGACUGACAAUGGCCAAGAUACCACAAAAUGUGUGUCUGAAGACACAGAAACGGGCACCACAGAGAAGUCUGACGGGAUUUCAACGAGCCAGCCAUCAACAGCAAACUCCGUGCCGCUCAUGAAAUCUGCUUCCGACAUGGACUCGCCGAUCUUGCUCCCAUUGGAUUCAGGGAGCGGACCUAAAUCGAGGUAUUUCAGAAGAGGCUCUUCCAGCAGCAUCAACGUGGACGAUCUCUCCUUUUUCGAUCUGCUCAAUCCCCAGAUCCUAUCAACAGAGAUCCGAAAACAUCCAACCUACCAGCGAGUCAAAAAUUACUCCUCGGAGUCUAUCAAGAAGUUUAACAAAAAGGGAAUCAAGUUUAACAUUAGCAAUGAUGACAUGAAGCGUCUCAAGUUGGUGCUCAAUAACAGACUCGAUAAGCUGUAUGUUGGAAUUGACAAGACUAUCACGGCGUCCAAAACGGAAAAACUGUACUAUGCCAGUUCUGUGUAUCUCAUCUUCUUUCUUGGUCUUGUCAUUGGAAAACAUCCCGAAUGGUUUCAUGUGGUGUACACGGUACUAUUUGCUGUAUUGAUGCCAAUCAGAUUCAUCACUUACUACAAAAUGAACUGGAACUACUACCUAGCAGACCUGUGCUACUUUGCUAACGGGCUGCUCAUGGUGUUCAUAUGGGCUCUCCCAAGCUCAAAAAUUCUGUACGUGACUUGUUUGAGCUUCUCUUACGGUACGCUUUCAUUCGCUGUGAUCACUUGGAGAAACAAACUGAUUCUUCACUCCAUUGACAAAACCACCUCCACCUUCAUUCAUGUGAUUCCUCCCACUGUUAUGUACGUGAUAACACAUCAGCUACCCGUCGAGUACCGCCAAACACGGUUCCCAGGAUCCAUGAAGCUUCAAGAUUGGGAAAUAUGGAACGGAAUCCUGUACACGUCGCUGAUGUACUUUGUGUGGCAGUCGCUGUAUCAUUACUUCAUUAACGUUAAGCGCGCUGAGAAAAUCAAGAACGGAAAGGUGACGUCGUUUGUUCAUCUUCGAAAAGCGUUUGCCAAAAAGCCGAUAGGGAAAUUCGUCAAUUCGCUCCCAGAACCGUUCCCUGUUUUUGCCUUUAUGGUGAUCCAAUAUUUUUACCAGCUGGGUACAAUGACAGUUUGUCCUCUGGUGUUCAAGUACAAAUACGUUGCGUCCAUUUACCUCUCGUUUAUAUUUUUCAUGGCGAGCUAUAACGGUGCCACAUACUACAUUGAUUUCUACGGGAAGAAGCUUCAGGGAGAGGUUGAACGUCUUCAGAAGGAGAUCGACGAACUUCAAUCCAAGGCACGUGAGCACGAGACGGACGGUCAGUCUCCGACAACAGUGCCAAGCUCUUCGUAA
Messenger RNA from Ogataea haglerorum, 1413 nucleotides. RefSeq lists its product as uncharacterized. The record is from RefSeq and is a predicted model, not a curated record. Gene Ontology annotation, biological process: phosphatidylcholine biosynthetic process. The transcript has a single exon. Lineage: Eukaryota; Fungi; Ascomycota; Pichiomycetes; Pichiales; Pichiaceae. Bases 1 to 1413 code for a protein of 470 amino acids.